UUUAUCAGAUUUGUCAACAUCAUGCAAGCUGUAAAUCAAACAGCUUUUUCACAAUUUCUUCUUCAGGGACUGACAGAUGAUCCAGAGCUGCAACCCUUACUCUUCUGCUUGUUCCUGUCCAUAUACCUGGUCACUAUCCUGGGAAACCUGCUCAUCAUCCUGGCUGUCAGCUCUCACUGCUGUCUCCACACUCCCAUGUACUUCUUUCUCUCCAAUCUGUCUUUUAAUGACAUCUGUUUGAGUACAACCACAGUCCCCAAGAUACUGGCAAACAUCCAAAGACAGAGCAAAGUCAUCAGUUACUCAGGCUGCUUCAUCCAGGUCUACUUUGUCUUGGUUUUUGUUGGAUGGGAAAACUUUCUCCUGGCAGCAAUGUCUUUUGACCGUUAUGUGGCCAUCUGCCAUCCACUUAGGUACAUGUCCAUUAUUAAUACACAGUUCUGCAUCCUGCUAACUUUUUUCUCUUCAUCCAUUAGCAUUGUAAUUGCACUGCUGCACACUUUAAUGUUAUUAAAUCUGUCUUUCUGCACAGACCUUGAAAUCCCCCACUCCUUCUGUGACCUUACACAGAUCAUUAAGCUGGCCUGUUCUGAUACUUUCAUCAAUAACUUGCUUUUAUAUUCUGUUGCUAGUAUAUUAUCUGGUGUUCCUCUGUCUGGAAUCAUUUUGUCUUAUGUUCACAUCAUGUCCACUGCCUUAAGAAUGCCAUCAUCAGAAGGAAAGUACAAAGCAUUUUCUACCUGCACUUCUCACUUGUCAGUUGUUUUCUUGUUCUAUGGGACAGCUUUUGGGGCAUAUAUUAUCUCUGCAAUUACUUACUCCCCCAGAAAUACUUCAAUGGCUUCACUGAUGUGUUCUGUGGUCCCUCAAAUGCUGAAUCCAUUUAUCUACAGUCUCAGGAACAGGAACAUGAAAGAAGCCCUGAGUAAUCUCAUGAAUAGAAUAGCUUCUCUUUUAUGA
This is a messenger RNA of Castor canadensis (American beaver), 960 nucleotides long. Its product is annotated as olfactory receptor 7G2-like. Lineage: Eukaryota; Metazoa; Chordata; Mammalia; Rodentia; Castoridae. The record is from RefSeq and is a predicted model, not a curated record. Gene Ontology annotation, biological process: G protein-coupled receptor signaling pathway. Gene Ontology annotation, molecular function: olfactory receptor activity; G protein-coupled receptor activity. Gene Ontology annotation, cellular component: membrane.